Peronospora farinosa is the source of this 3717-nucleotide messenger RNA. NCBI's taxonomy places the organism in Eukaryota, Oomycota, Peronosporomycetes, Peronosporales, Peronosporaceae. The record is from the annotation of a GenBank genome assembly.
AUGGAACGUAAUGAUAGUACAAGUGAAGAGACGACUUUUUCUUCUUCUUCUUUUAACGCUCUAAACAUCAUCGAAAGCGAUGAGCAGGACUUCAACGCUGAAGCUUUGGCAGAAGUGGCUACGAGUGGCAUGGAAAUGAAUCUGGAGGUACCAAUUCGAUCAUUUCUGACUCGAAAUGAGGCAGAAGAAGAAGAAGUAAAAAGUAAACAAAGUGCUUAUGAAGUGCUACGGAACGGAGCAGUACAUUAUUCAAGACGAGAAGAUAAAAUACGUGAACUCCAGAAACAUCCCGUUGUGGCCUUCAUAGCAGCUGAUGGACGUACUGUUGGUUGUAAAUGUGGACGUAACGUUCGUCUUAAUCCACCGUGGUAUAUUCUCAAGUUUGAGCAGCACGUUGCAAGUCGCAAUUGCACGUUCUUGAGACAGAACAAUAAGAAGAGAAAGAGAGAGAAAAGAGAAGCUGAUGGAAGUUUGGAAGAGCUUGAAGAGAGUGAAAAGGUGGCGCACAUAGACUCACGACAGGAACAGGUAGUAGAAGGUGGAGAUCAAGACGACGGCGAGGGAACCAACAAUUACUCGUUGCAGUCAGUAGACGUCAUACUGCAACGAGAAUUUGGACUUGUAACAAAUGGACAACAGACAAUUGGACCGCCUUCAGACACUUUGUCACAGGAUCGGCUACGGAUGUUUAAAGGUGCUGUGGUGCUGCGAGAUAAUCCGCAGUUUAAGCGGAUCACACCUGACGGAAGGUUUGCGGAGUGCAAGUGCUCACGGAUUAUAUUGCUUAGCGCACCCUGGCACCCUGGACAGUUUUUAAUGCAUGUGGCAGAAAAGCAGAAACCCAAGAAACGAGCGAAAACUGCUUCUGCUGUAGUGAAGAGUGUUGAGCGAAAGAAAAGGGUUUACGCGUCUGGCUUAUCAUCCUCGACUGCAGGAAGAAGUGUGGUUUCAUUGGGUCUGCCGAUGAGACCAACUAUCGCAAAUGCAUUUCUGCAGGCGCACAAGGUGAAAAAGAGUUUUCCACGUGAAAUUCGAUGGGACAUUGCUCGGGCACGUGGGUUACUCCCAUGCCCUGGGCUUAGAGAUGAUCGCAUGAAAAUGUUUGUGACAUCUGCCAUUCAGCUCACAGGAGGUGCACGGUAUCGGCAGAAAAUUGCUCGAGAACUUUUUCCUCAUCUCUUCUUGGACAGCUCAGAGUAUGACCCCACUGACGAAGUUGAUCAUGAAGUGGAGCUGGAUCAUUCCGACAGUCAAAGUUCUUUAAAGAAGCGACAACCCAAGCUUCAGCAGCAGCUUCUCGAGGCCGAAAAAUUACUGCUGCACGAUGUCAUUGAGGGUGAAGCACUCUGGUUCGUGGACAAAGACGGCAACUCGGUGCGCAGUCUGGAUUGUCUUGGCAUUGUUGAUUCGGGUAAAGGCGAUACCCGAUGCGCGUCAUGCACUAUGCUUCGUAGCAAUGCAGCUUUGAGAACAGCUGCGGCAACAAAAUACAAGAAUGCGAUGCUUUCUGGACCGCCUCGCAACCCGAUAAAUAGAAAAUUCUGUUCUGGAUGCGUGUGCUCGCUGCUUGAAGCCGAAUUCGAUAUGCGAGAGCCUUUCGCUCGAGUACUUCGUGAUUUGGCUCUCGCUAAUAUCCCUAGUGCAUUGAACACAUGGAUGGAAAUGGCUACGAUGGGACUCUCAGGCGUCUUUGAUACUCACCCCGCACUGCUCGGCUUAACCGAGGCAAUGGUGCGAUUGAAGGAUAAGGAACAGCGCGGUGUGGGCUUACAGAACAUGACGUACAGCAAUCUUCUCGAUACGUUCAUGAGGUCACUUGCCGACUUAUCGCCUGAUGCUUGUGAGCUCUUUCAGAAGCAUUUGGGAGGACGAAAGCAAAGACAGUUGCAAGCAGUAGCAGUAAAAUCUGUAGUGCCUAGCAGACGAAGGCUGCAACUCCAAACAAGCAGUGAUGUGUCCCAGACAGGCCAAGACCAGCAGAUAGGUGAACCCUUUUAUGAUGGUGUUGGGAAUUCAGCAACUGCUGUGCGCGUAACAAGUGACGAGGGUUUUGUGCACUUGUUGGACCCAUCCGUUGUUGGCUUUGAAAUGCCUUCUUUGUCCAUUAACGAUAUCCAAGACGUAGACCUGAGCACGUUUCCUGCAUCUUCGGCGAUACAACUGCAUGGAAACCAAUCCAAUAACCUUGUUCAUGAUGAUGAAGUGAUCUUAUCUGUGUCACCAGUCGUGGCGGAGUCGGCCCUUUCAUCCGAGUCCAACCCGGUAAUUGAACAAGCUUGUAAGGAAUCCGAAUGCCAAGGCGACAUUCGUAUAAACUUAACAACCGAAACUACGAGCCUAGAAGUCGUCACGAGCGUGGCAAGACAGAAUUAUGAUGACGUUACGGAUGAACCUAUAGAGACCGAGGGGCAAACGGAGAGUGACUCUGACGCCGUGGCAUUCCUCACCGAACUUCCAUCACCUAAAAACAGCAGCAAGACUAACGAUGCCUUGAUGCCAAGCGACCAUGUACCGUGCACAGGACUUCGUGAUGAAAAUGUGCAGGCAUAUGUUGCUAAUGCUGUCCAAAUUGUUGGAGGUAGCCGACCUCGCUACGUGAUUGCACGUGAGCUGUUUCCACAGGUCUUCGGCAAUGACAAAAAGGUUCGCAUCGUCGACAAGCUGAGUAAUGAACAGCGGCUAAUUCUGCAGGAUGCAGUGUUCAGCGAAUGCCUUUGGCGUGUGGACAAGGAAGGUCGUUGUGUUCGAAGUCUGCGCUGCAAACGAUUCGUACCAGCUCCCAGAAACCACGAUCGUGGCAGUUCCCAGAGCCAAGGCGUUUGCCGUGCCUGUCGCGAUCUGCGUACCGUACCGAACUUCCGCAGCGUGCUUAGCCGCUCUAAGAUGCCGAAGAAACUUGAAAACAUCAAGUAUGUGCCCAGUGUGUACACUGAAAGCGAUCCAUUCCUGCGCAAGUUGUCGAAGAACUCGGCAUUCCGUGGACUCUACCAGUGUGUCAAGAGCAUGGUCGGUCAAGAGCUUGAAAAAAGUAGCGACGUUGGUAACGAGCGACUGAAACGAGUGCACUUUUGGUUGCGCUUUGCUCGCAUGGGCAUCUUUGGGCAUUUCAAAUCGCAUCCUGUCUUUGAAGGAUUGAUGAAGAGCAUGGUGGAGGUGAAGGAUAAGGAGCGCCGUGGUGUAGGUAAACAAAAUAUGCAGUACUCGCCGGCGCUGGAUGAAUUCAUGCAGAAUAUGGUGCAGAUAUCCACCGAAGCAUUCGAACUUUUCGCUGCCAAUUUCUGCGGCCGGACUCUGCGAUCCCAAAAAGUCAAGCGGCGAACUACUCCGGUGUUCACGACGCCAGCGAAGACGGCUGAACUACCUUCUUUUGAAGGCAACAGCGGUGGUGUGGUAUUCACAGCUCAUUCACCGAUUGCCCAGUCCCAACCUUAUCAGCACCAGCAUUAUCUCAUGGCGCCUGAUGAUCUACUCAGUGGACGAAAUUUGUCUUCUGAGGAAAGUCAGCGCUUUAUGGAUUGCAUGCUAGACGAGGUGCGUCUUUCAGUGAGCCGUGAAAUGCAAUUUGUCGCAGAGGAAGAGCGUCGCGGUGUUGGAAAUGCAGGCAACAUCCCGGCCAAUUCUGCUGAGCAUGAGCAGCAGACUGACGAAGGCGACGUUAACCAUUAUAGUCCGGAGACGUAUCUGAACGACGAAGGAGUGCUCGUUACAGAGAUUUAA